AUGCAGUCGCCCACACGGCGACGACGGUCUGCACAGCCGUCUCCUGCUGCCAAGCCGACGGCCAGUGCGCCUCGCUUGGCGUUCAUGACGGGCGAGCACAGUGAUGCUGGUCUGACCCCGCCGCCUGCAAUCGUGUAUGGCAUGCCUCGAUCAUCCUCUCAUGAUGACAUUGCCCGUGUCACUACCGCUCACUAUGAGCCGGUCAGUCAGGACGGCGCAGGCAGUCUCGAAGCGCCGAUUCACCUCCGUGAAACUCAACAGCCCUCCUCUGCUAUGCUUCAUCCAACCCACACCCCAUCACAUUCCCAAGGUGGUAGUCCUGUCUAUGAAGCACCUCGUCUGCGUCGCCCAGCAAGCCACCAACUGUUGCCGCCGUCGCAAUCCCAGUCGAGGUCUACCAACCCUGGCGGAUCGUCAUCGACCGUCAGCUCCCAGCCUGCUGGCCGCAUGAGUGCUCGCACAUCCACAUCAUCGUCUAUGAUGUCGACAGGCUCUAUGGAUGCCUCAUCCAGCUCAUUGCCUGCUUCGUCACGGCCAACCUCAGCGUCGGGUGCCUCGGUCCUCUCGACUGGGCCUCGUCCAGCCUCUGCUGCCGCGGCCGCACCUCGACAAGGCGAGAGGCCACCACAGAUGCGCACUGCUCCUUCACGUCCUUCGUCGUCGGGCAGUGGUGGCUCCUCACAGGCUCCCAGUGUCUCAACCUUGCCGUCCAUCCGUGUGACAUUGCCCGAUGUUGAAUCGCUUCAGAAGCAACGCGAACAUGCAGUGACCCACGGCACAGAUCUUGAUCGUUUGCGCUGGUCUGUACAAGUUCUCAAGCUGGUGGAGCGUAUGCAAACGAGCCAGGCACCGAUCGAAGAUCCUGUGCCUGGAUGGAUCGAAGAAGCGAUCACACAAAUUGUGCAAAGCGCGUCGCAUCUCCAGCCAGAACCAGAAGCAUUGUAUGCCCGUGGUGACUUGCUAGCCAGUGGCGCCUUCCCCCAGUAUGUGGCCAAGGAUUUGCGAUCGGCUUUCAGCGACUUUGAGCGAUCUGCGAGGAUGGGCUGGGCGCCCAGUUGGUUCCGUAUUGGACGUGACUACGAGACGUUAGGCGAUUUCGCGCGCGCUCGUACAGCCUACACACGAGGCAUCCAAGUGAAUGACGUGGGAUCGAUGUACCGUAUGAGUAUGGCGAAACUGCUGGGCCAGCUGGAAGUUUCUCAGGAUACUAUGGAAGGCGUAGCGCUCCUUCAAGCGUCUGCGGAUGCUGCUACUGUCGAUACACCGCACCCGGCGUACAUUUACGCCCUGCUCCUUGCCGGAGAACUGUCCAGUGUACCUGUUCCGCUUGAGGCUUUCAUCACGCCGGAUAUGCCAUCGCCUACGCGUGCAUCGCUAGCGCCCUUGGCCAAGCGUUAUUUGGAGCGCGCUGCGUACCUCAACUUGGCGGCAGCGCAGUCCAAAUGUGGCUGGUGCUACGAACAUGCCCAGCUUUCGUUCCCCUUUGACCCGCUCAUGAGUGUGCAGUACUACAGUGCGGCCAGUCAGGGUGGCGAUCCCGAGUCAGACAUGGCGCUGAGCAAAUGGUUCCUGUGCGGUGCGGAGGGCUGCUUCGAGAAAAACGAGUCGCUGGCAUGGACCUUCGCGGAGCGGGCCGCAAAGCACCAUGUCCCUACCGCCGAAUUUGCGAUGGGCUACUACUUGGAAGUGGGUAUUGGUGUCCCUAUCAAUUUGGAGCAGGCGCGUGUCUGGUAUACCCAAGCGGCGGAGCAUGGCAAUGAAGAUGCGAAAGAACGUUUGCAGGCGCUGAGCGCUUCUGCGUCUGGCCCACUUUCGCGAGCCGAUCACCAGGAGCACUUGGAUGAGCGUGUAUAUGCUGUGCAUCAACGUGCACGUACGGCUUCUGGCGGCACCAACCCUGUGCCCAGUCCGACCAUGGCAGCGUCUGGGGGUGAUCUAGCGCGUCGACGAACGUUGCGGAUGGCGGAAGACAGCGCACAGCGUCGGCAAGCGCCCACUACAUCGUCACCGAAGCCAACACGUCCUAGCCAAGGACCAGCCCUGCCUGCCACGGCUGUCUCGUACCUGCACAACAACAAACCCGGCACGACAUCUACGAAAAAAGGACCACAGACUUUCAGCGAAAUGGGUUAUACACCCAAGCCAGACAAGGAGUGCACCAUAUGUUGA
Messenger RNA from Malassezia pachydermatis, 2169 nucleotides. RefSeq names its product hcp-like protein. NCBI's taxonomy places the organism in Eukaryota, Fungi, Basidiomycota, Malasseziomycetes, Malasseziales, Malasseziaceae. Gene Ontology annotation, molecular function: protein binding. The transcript has a single exon. The record is from RefSeq and is a predicted model, not a curated record. The coding region runs from base 1 to 2169 and encodes 722 amino acids.